Molecule: messenger RNA, 2988 nt
Organism: Prunus armeniaca (apricot)
Lineage: Eukaryota; Viridiplantae; Streptophyta; Magnoliopsida; Rosales; Rosaceae
Source: the annotation of a GenBank genome assembly
AUGAGAAAGAGCAUUUUCAGCUCUUCUCUCCCUUCUGCCUGCAAAACAAUCUUCUUCUUCUUCUCUUCUGUGCUGUCUUCAUGGGACCCAUCUAGUCAAACACCAUGUUCAUGGCAAGGCAUAACCUGCUCUCCCCAAAACAGAGUCAUCUCACUCUCUCUCCCCAACAUUUUCCUCAACCUUUCUUCUUUGCCUCCACAGCUCUCUUCUCUCUCAUAUCUUCAGCUUCUCAACCUCUCCUCCACCAACAUUUCAGGCACAAUCCCUCCUUCCUUUGGCCAACUCACCCAUCUUCGCCUCCUUGACCUCUCCGCCAAUUCUCUCACUGGUUCCAUUCCCCCAGAGCUGGGCAAUCUCUCUGCUCUUCAGUUCCUCUUCUUGAAUUCCAACAGAUUGUCUGAUAAAAUGCCUCAGCAACUUGCUAACCUCACUUCACUUCAAGUCCUUUGCCUCCAAGACAAUCUCAUCAACGGUUCAAUCCCAUCACAACUGGGCUCUCUGGUCUCCCUCCAACAGUUUCGUGUCGGUGGGAAUCCGUAUAUAUCCGGAGAAAUUCCAUCACAGUUAGGCCUACUCACCAAUCUCACAACCUUUGGUGCCGCGGCUACCGGGCUUUCGGGGACGAUCCCAUCCACAUUUGGGAACUUAGAACUUGUAUUUGCACAUGAACAAGCUCACUGUUCAAUUCCUCCACAACUGGGAAAGUUGCAAAAGCUCACUAGCCUGCUUCUUUGGGGCAAUGCAUUAUCAGGACCAAUCCCAGCUCAGAUUUCAAAUUGUUCUUCACUUGUUAUUCUGGAUGCUUCUGCUAAUGAUCUCUCUGGCGCAAUUCCAAGAGAUAUAGGGAAGCUGGUGGUUCUUGAACAGCUUCAUCUUUCGGAUAAUUCGCUUACUGGGACAAUACCAUCUCAGCUGAGCAACUGUACAAGCCUUACUGCUCUUCAACUUGACAAGAACCAAUUAUCAGGUACAAUUCCAUGGCAAGUUGGUAAUUUGAAAUCCUUGCAGAGUUUCUUCUUGUGGGGUAAUUUAGUAUCUGGAACUAUACCAUCUUCAUUCGGGAACUGCACUGAACUUUAUGCACUUGAUCUUUCAAGAAACAAGCUUACUGGGUCAAUCCCAGAAGAGAUUUUCAGUUUGAAGAAGCUGAGCAAGCUCUUGCUUCUGGGAAAUUCCUUAUCGGGCGGGUUGCUGCCAAGUGUUGCACAUUGUCAAUCUCUAGUCAGGUUAAGACUUGGAGAAAACCAGCUUUCAGGACAAAUUCCUAAGGAGAUAGGCCAACUGCAAAACCUUGUCUUUCUUGACUUGUACAUGAAUCAUUUCUCUGGAGGCCUUCCAGUUGAGAUUGCCAACAUCACAGUUCUGGAACUAUUGGAUGUGCACAACAACUAUAUAAGUGGUGAAAUUCCAUCUGAGCUUGGGGAGCUUGUGAAUAUGGAGCAACUUGAUCUCAGCCGAAACAGCUUCACUGGCGAAAUUCCUUGGAGCUUUGGAAACUUAAGUUACUUGAACAAGCUCAUCAUCAACAAUAAUCUACUCACAGGCUCAAUACCGAAAUCUAUUCGGAACUUGCAGAAGCUAACUUUGCUGGAUUUGAGCUUCAACAGCCUCUCUGGUCCAAUCCCACCUGAAAUUGGUCAUGUGACAAGCUUGACAAUCAGUUUGGACUUGAGCUCAAAUAGUUUUACAGGAAAAAUCCCAGAGACAAUGGAGGGUUUGACACAAUUGCAAUCAUUGGAUCUUUCUCAUAAUAUGCUCUUUGGAAACAUUAAGGUUCUUGGUUCUCUAACUAGUCUCACUUCUCUAAAUAUCUCCUGCAACAAUUUCUCAGGUCCUAUACCAGUUACGCCGUUCUUCAGAACUCUCUCUUCAAGUUCAUAUCUUAAGAACCCACAUCUUUGUGAGUCUGCUGAUGGGACUACUUGUUCUUCAAGUCUAAUGCAGAAGAAUGGUUUAAAAUCCGCGAAAACUGUUGCUUUAAUCUCUGUGAUUCUGGCAUCAGUAACCAUAGCAGUUAUUGCCUCAUGGAUUGUUGUUAUGCGAAAUCAUAGGUAUAUGGUAAAGAAAUCUUUAGGAGCAUUGGCAUCGUCAUCGGGAGCUGAAGAUUUCUCUUAUCCGUGGACCUUCAUCCCAUUUCAGAAGCUAAAUUUCACCAUUGACAACAUCUUGGAUUGUCUCAAGGAUGAAAAUGUGAUCGGGAAAGGUUGUUCUGGGAUUGUCUAUAAAGCUGAAAUGCAGAACGGAGAUUUGAUUGCGGUGAAAAAGCUGUGGGAAAACAAAACAAGAGGAAGAACCGAUAGACUCUUUCGCUGCAGAAAUUCAAAUUCUUGGACACAUUCGCCAUCGGAACAUUGUGAAGCUCCUAGGAACUUGGACUGGGAAACUAGGUACAAGAUUGCAAUUGGCUCAGCUCAAGGUUUAGCAUACCUUCACCACGAUUGCGUCCCGGCAAUUCUUCACAGGGAUGUGAAGUGCAAUAACAUACUCUUGGAUUCAAAGUAUGAAGCUUAUCUCGCAGAUUUUGGUCUGGCAAAGUUGAUGAACUCUCCAACUUACCACCAUGCAAUGUCCAGAGUAGCUGGCUCUUAUGGUUAUAUUGCACCAGAGUAUGGAUACACAAUGAACAUAACAGAGAAAAGUGAUGUCUAUAGCUAUGGUGUGGUUUUGCUGGAGAUCCUAAGCGGUCGUAGUGCUGUUCAGCCACAGAUUGGUGAUGGGCUACACAUUGUUGAAUGGGUGAAGAAGAAGAUGGGAAGCUUCGAACCAGCUGUAUCAAUACUAGAUGCAAAGCUCCAAGGUCUGCCAGAUCAAAUGGUGCAAGAGAUGCUGCAAACACUCGGAAUAGCAAUGUUCUGCGUAAACUCUUCGCCGGCAGAACGGCCGACCAUGAAGGAAGUGGUGGCAUUGCUAAUGGAGGUUAAGAGCCAACCUGAAGAAUGGGGAAAAACUUCCCAACCCCUAAUAAAGCAGUCUUCAGCUCAAAGUUAA